UGACUUUUUGAAGUUCGGACUCAGGCAGCACAGCUGAGACUGAGCAAACAGCGGACAGUCACGUUGUCGUAAGCGACUUUUCGUUCAUUAAAUGGGGUUUGUCAGAGGAUUUCGCCACCAGAUUGUGAUGUUUUUCACCAGCUAGAGUCUGCGCCUUCGCGACGAGUACCAGCGAAAAUAAAGCUCCCCUGUACAGCGAGCCAGCGUCAUGUCGAAGAUGAAGAAGCCCGACGUCAAGAUUGUUCUCCUGGGGGACAUGAACGUGGGGAAGACGUCCCUGCUCCACAGGUACAUGGAAAGGAAGUUCAAAGAGACCGUGAGCACCGUCGGAGGAGCGUUUUUCCUCAAACAGUGGGGACCUUACAAUAUCUCAAUAUGGGACACAGCCGGCCGGGAACAGUUCCACGGUCUGGGAUCCAUGUACUGCCGAGGUGCAGCCGCAGUCAUCCUUACUUACGACGUCACCAACUGGCAGAGCCUAGCUGAGCUGGAGGAGCGCUUCCUGUCUCUGACUGAUACUGCUAACCAUGACUGCAUCUACGCGUUAGUGGGAAACAAGACAGACCUCACAGACUCCAAAGCCCAACUAUUCCAGGACUCAGAUGGACCCGUCAAGGACCGAACUGAGUGUGAGGAGGAGUGUGAGGUGUUGUCUGGCUGUCCCACCCCACCAGCCUCUCCUACAUCCCUCCCUGGCGUGAUGCUUCGCAAACAGGUGAUAAAUGAGGAUGCUGUGGCUCUUUAUGGGAGAAUACUGCGCUACAAAGGCCUGGAUGAAAAGAGCAGCUUACCAGCAGAGAAGAUGUGCUUUGAGACAAGUGCCAAGACCGGCUAUAAUGUGGACACUCUGUUUGAGUCACUGUUUGAUCUGGUGUUGCCUUCCAUCCUGAGGAAGAGGCACGAGAACCAGCAAUCUCCUACUGUGGAUCUGGAGGAAUGCAGGGCGCUCGGUAGCAAGAAGGCCAGAUCUGGCUGCUGUUAGGGGCCAAAGUGAGGUGAGGAGGCUCCCACCUGUAGACUCAUUUUUAAUCAAAGAAAAUCAGCAGGAUAGUCUGACAGCCAAAUGCAUACUGUGAUGGUACUUGUCUUUGUUUCUUUUUUUUUUUUUUUUUUUUGCCUUGUCUGAGACCAAAUUGUAUUAAUGACCUCGCAAUAAAACAUACGCAACUACAUUUCUGAUGCUGUGAAGCUGGUCCAGAGGAGCAAAGAAGAGUUCAUACUGUCCAGAGAGACUUUUCUGUAUUUUUUUGUAAGGAAGGGACAUAAAUGAAUGCUGCAGUAUCACUCUUUGUUUCUGAAAGUUUUCACUCGGGCUCAAACUGCAGUUUUAGCCCAAACACGUGCCUGAUGGCCAAAGACGCAGAUUACAAGUCGAUCACUGCUGUUUGUCAGUGUUUUGCCACAAGAAUUUCACACAUGUAACAGCACUAAUUAGUUAGGCUGCACCUUGCACUGUUUAUGAUGGAUUUUAAGGUUUUUUAUUAAUCAAAAAUGAAGUUCUGUCACUAGUGUUGAUGCCGAUCUUUAUAUUUUAUUGGGACUUUUGGAACUUUGAUGAGUGUAAAGAAUACCGCAGUGGAAUUUUUACGUGUCCUGUCAUAAUAAAGUUUUUUCUAUUUU
Archocentrus centrarchus (flier cichlid) is the source of this 1620-nucleotide messenger RNA. It is a transcript of the gene rab20, whose product is annotated as RAB20, member RAS oncogene family. Bases 209 to 982 code for a protein of 257 amino acids. NCBI's taxonomy places the organism in Eukaryota, Metazoa, Chordata, Actinopteri, Cichliformes, Cichlidae. The record is from RefSeq and is a predicted model, not a curated record. Gene Ontology annotation, molecular function: GTPase activity; GTP binding. The transcript has 2 exons.